Ochotona princeps (American pika) is the source of this 3176-nucleotide messenger RNA. RefSeq names its product sterol-C5-desaturase (gene SC5D). NCBI's taxonomy places the organism in Eukaryota, Metazoa, Chordata, Mammalia, Lagomorpha, Ochotonidae. Gene Ontology annotation, molecular function: iron ion binding; oxidoreductase activity. The coding region runs from base 148 to 1047 and encodes 299 amino acids. The transcript has 5 exons. The record is from RefSeq and is a predicted model, not a curated record.
ACGGGCAGCGGAACGUGGGGGGACCGCGCUCCAGCCGGCCGCGGGGCGGAGAGGCCGACAGAGGGGAUGUAGACACAUCAGCCCGGCUGGACCCAGGUGGGAAGGGUCGGAUACGUGCCUGGACCUUCCUAGCUGCCAGGAACAACGAUGGACUUCGUUCUCAGUGCUGCAGAUUACUACUUCUUCACACCCUAUGUCUACCCAGCCUCUUGGCCAGAGGAUGACAUCUUCCGGCAAACAAUUAGCCUUCUGAUCGUGACAAACCUCGGUGCUUACAUCCUGUAUUUCGUCUGUGCAACCCUGAGCUACUAUUUUGUCUUUGAUCAUGCGUUAAUGAAGCAUCCACAGUUUUUGAAGAAUCAAGUCUAUCGGGAGAUUAAAUUUACUGUCCAGUCAUUGCCAUGGAUAAGUAUUCCCACUGUUUCGUUGUUCCUGCUGGAGCUGAGAGGUUACAGCAAGUUGUAUGACGACGUAGGGGAGUUCCCAAGUGGCUGGUUUCAACUGAUUUUCAGUGUUAUAUCCUUCCUGUUUUUCACUGACAUGCUUAUCUAUUGGAUUCACAGAGGCCUUCAUCACAGACUGGUAUAUAAGCACAUCCAUAAGCCUCAUCAUAUCUGGAAGAUUCCCACUCCCUUCGCAAGUCAUGCCUUUCACCCUGUGGAUGGCUUCCUUCAGAGUCUACCUUACCAUAUAUACCCUUUUGUCUUUCCAUUGCACAAGGUGGUUUAUUUAGGCUUGUACGUUUUGGUUAACAUCUGGACGAUUUCCAUUCAUGAUGGUGAUUUCCGUGUCCCCAAAGUGUUAAAACCAUUUAUUAAUGGCUCCGCUCACCACACAGACCACCACAUGUACUUUGACUACAACUUUGGACAGUACUUCACUUUGUGGGAUAGAAUUGGAGGCUCAUUCAAAAACCCAUCCUCCUUUGAAGGGAAGGGGCCUCUUAACUAUGUGAGGAAGAUGACCGAAGACAAGCGCAAUGGCCAUGCAGAAAACGAGCCUAAGAGUGAAAAACUUUCCAAUGGAGAGUUCACAAAGACUGAGUAGGUUAUCGUCCAGUUAGUCUUAGAUGCUUUUAAUAAGGAAAAGUGAUCCACAUACAGCCAAGAGACAUAGCAAGUGAAUGGCAUCAUUUGAACAUGAGCAGUGGUCAUUGAUGAUACACUUGGAGAAGAUGCUGUGGGCCCCAGGAUUCUGAUAUCUCACUUAAUAUGCCCCAUGUUGGUCCCAGGCAUGACCCUCCUCUCCAGCCAGCAAAGCUGCCCUUUGUACAGCCUCCGCAACAAUUUCAGACUAGCUGAGGAUAAGCUGCUGAGGGAAUCAGCUGUGUUCUUCUGCCUUAAUUCUCCCAUAUUUGUUACAAAUGCUGAAUAAUACCAAGACUAAGCACCGUAACCAAGAAAUACUAAUGUCAAGAGAUUCCUCAUUUCAGAAAUGGUCAAUUCUUCAAUAUUGGUAUGGUAACAAUGAUUUGUUCAGCUGAAAACAUCUGUGUGAAAAGCAAGUUCUAAUGCAUUAUUGGCUUUGUAAAGGAACUAAGUAAAGUAGGUACAUAGUAAAAUUGUCAAUCCUCCCAUCUAUACGCUAAGUCUCUGGGGGUAUUAUCAAGUAUUCCAAUUUACUGAUGAAUAAGUAAACUGGAUUUUUUUUUUUUUUAGAUACUAGUACCACCACUAUUUAAUCCAGAUCUGAAAUUAUUAAGCUAAAGAUUUUGCUGGUUACUGUUUGCAAACAUUAUUUAAUAAGUGUAACAGAUGUGUGAAUCUGAGUGUUUUUAGGAAAGGAAAUUUGCUACCCAAGUAAUAUAUUUGGCACAACUGAUUUUUUUAAAAUUGAAUUGAUGCACUGCACUUUUGGUAUGUUUUGAAGUUGUAAACCUGUAAUUUUUUAUGAAAGGAAAUUAUUGCUAAGUAGAUAUCCCUAUGGCUGAAGAUUUCUUUUGAAAUCUUACUCCUCCCUCACUUUUCUCCACCUCCUCAACAAAAAAAGUUAACAAAUACUUUUAUAAAGAAGUAUGUGUUAUGCAACUGAUAGGGGACUACUAUCCUGGAUUUCCAAAGAGCUUCAGAAACUCAAUGACAGCAAAACGAACAACCUGUGAAGAAGUGGGCAGAGGAAAUGGACAUUUUUCAAAAGAACAAAUUCAGAAUGGCUAAUAGACAUCAGGUAUGAAAAAGUGUUCAAGCUGCUUAGCAUCAGGGAAAUACAAAUAAAAAGCACAUUUAGGUUCCACCUAACUCCAGCAAGAUUAGCCUACAUUCAGAACUGGAUUUAACAACACCUACUGGCACGGAUGUGGGCAGAAAGGUACCCUUAUUCACUGUUGGUGGGAGUGUAGGCUAGUAAAACUACUGUGGAAGUUAGUAUGGAGAGUGAUAAGAGAACUGAAACUUGAUCUGCCAAAUGACCUAGCUAUCUCACUCCUAUGAAUAUAUCCAGAGGAAAUUAAAUCUGCUUAUGAAGUGAUCUAUCACCCUAUAUUUACAACAAUACAAUCUGCAAUAGCGAAGACGUGGAAACAACCCAGAUGCCCAUCAGAAGAGGAGUGGAUAAAGAAACUGGUACAUCUACUUUAUGGAAUACUACCCAGCUAUUAAAAAGAAUGACAUUCUACCAUUUGCAACAAAAUGGUCCCAACUAUAGACCAUUAUGCUUAAUGAAAUAAGCCAGUCCCAAAAGGACAAAUAUAUGUUCUGUCUGAUACAGGCAACCUUCAUUCAAAAUACAAGGUCAAUAGUUAUAUAGGUAAACAUGUAUAUACAUAUAUUUAUCUAGAAUAUCUGUAUAAUGGAGACGAGUAUACCAUGAAUCGGAGAUAUGUUGCAAUAUACAUCUCUACUUCUGAACAAAAGAUGGACAUCCAAUGAAACUGUUACAUAUAUCUUGACAAUAGAUUACUGGACUGUAUACCAUUCUCUAUACCUACAAUACAAGGAUAUACUUAAAUAACAAUCCUGGAGUUGUGACUGUUGCUGAGGAACUAAACUAUUGUUACAAUAUAAGAGAAAACAGUGUGUAUGGGGGGAGGAUGGAAAGGAAAUGUCCUGAGCCUAAUGAACUAUAUUGUGAAAAAUAAAGAAUUAAAAAAAAAAGAAUUGUGUGUUUAACAUAAAUAUAUUGGGGAAACAUAGUUUAUAAAGGUGUUCUAUAAGAUAUUUAUAUGUAAAAAUCAAUAA